Molecule: messenger RNA, 1995 nt
Organism: Cyphellophora attinorum
Lineage: Eukaryota; Fungi; Ascomycota; Eurotiomycetes; Chaetothyriales; Cyphellophoraceae
Exons: 2
Coding region: 1-1995 (664 amino acids)
Molecular function (GO): protein binding
Source: RefSeq, a predicted model, not a curated record
AUGGAUAUGCAGGUAAACUUACCAAUGCAAGCAGCAGGCCCCGGCCAACGGCGGGAAGGAGGGCACCACCUGCGAAAGAUACCCGAUUCGGUGUGGGCCGCUUACGAUGCCGAGAUUAUCAGGCUGUACUUAACAGAGAACACGCCGCUGAAGGAGCUACAGACCUAUUUCCGGGAAACAUACGGGUUCCACGCAACUACGAAGCAGUGGAAAGACCGAUUGAGCAGAGAAAGCAUUAGACGAAACCUCAGCCGACCAGCGGUGGCCGUCAUCCAGUGCUUGCUGGAUGAGGCUGAACAGCGCCAGAUCGAACGCCAAGUCUUUUACAACGGCAAGCCCAAAACUCGCAAAGACGUCCAGAGGUACAUCUGUAAGACCACAGGUAUAUCAACACCUGCCGAAUUGCGCCAAAGCCUUCCGCCGAACCGCGCUGAUUGGCCUAAAAGCGUGGAUUGGCAGGAUUUGCCACAUUCUCAGCCCCCGAGUACCAAUAUUUUCGCGCCGGAUCAGCGCGGUGGGCCUGGUGGCUUCUUCUCAGAAAACCUAUCGGGGAAUGCUCAGCCAUCGAGACCGCCAGCAGUAUCCCAGGCCACAUACCUUGCAAGUUCGGUCGCAUCACACAUAUCUUUGGGCCCAUUCGCAUCGUCAGACUUCAACACCACCUUCGAGCCGACAGAUUUUACUUACUCCUCUAUGCAGAUCAAAGGAUCCGCGGAUGACGCUAGCGGCUGGAGCGGACGAUAUGAUGAGUCCAAUAGUAUCAGGAAUCUACACACUGAAGCUUCGACGCAAGCGCUCGCGACGCCUGUGCUUGCUGAACAAGAAGAUCAAGACAGUCAGGGCUUCACGGCUGUGUUAAAUUUACGUGGUGGCGCUUUCGAUCAGUUGUACGGCGACAUGGACAGCCCUGGACCUGCCGCAGCCGAAAGCUCAACGCGAAGUCCGCUCUCUGUGUUGCACGGACUCGUGUCGGCGACACCCAUCGCACUGUCCGCGAGUAUAACCUUGGCACAUGCUUUGCAUCAGGUCCUUGGCCGACAUGGGGGUCUUGAGAGCUCAUCUGCAGAGACUUUUAUAAGAUCGUGCUUUGAGGCCUGCGUUCACUAUGGCCAAGGUGCCGUCAAGGAUGCUGAACAUGCUCUGGACUGUGGCGUUGUUGCCUUUCAGACACUCAUGGAUGGACCUCCCCCCGGGUCUUUCACGAAAAGCAUCUCGACACUGAACAGGGUGUCGUUCCUGCUCGAAGUCUACGGCCAUCGACCAUUGAAAGCCACCGUCUUUCAACAUCUCGAGCUGCGCCUCAUCGGCUCAAGCAAGCCACAGUGGACCGCCCUACAGAAGACUCUAGGAUUUCUCUUUGACACUACGUCUUGGGACCAGGCGAAGGCCAGAGACAAUGUUGCCAAGCUAUCUGAAGCUUGUGACAUGGCUCGACUUGCGGCUGGUAACAAGUAUUCGCCAUUCGCACUCGCGGCUCGGUAUAACCUUGCCUGGACCCUUCUCGAGGCUGGGCAGCAUGAAAGAGCCCUGGAAAUGCUGAACAGCGAGAAGUCUAAGUGCGAAGAAUGCUUCGGGCCCUAUGCGCUCGAUACAAUCACCUGGACAGCGACCUUAGCAAGGGCUCAUGCUGCAUUUGGAGAGCUGGAGACUGCUGUUCUCUUAAUGGAGGAGGUUGUUUUAGUGCGCACAGAGAAAGCUUACAGCAAGGAGCAUCCACUGUACUGGGAGGUGCGCUACCGAGUUGGUUUGUUUCUUCUUCACAUUGCCGAGGAAGGUAAAAGACAACGACAAACACCUGAGACUUGGGCAAUAGGCGAAGAACUUGUGAAAGAGGCGCUCCUCUGGCGUGGUGUUCAUCUCGGAACAGGCAAUCCGCAAUUUACGAAUGCAUUUCAAUUGCUCAAGCGCUAUCUGAGAGUACAGCGCAAGCAGCACGAAGCGAGCGAUAUCUGGACCUGGUACGCCGACGCCAUCAAGGAACUGCAACCCACUUAA